Molecule: messenger RNA, 3920 nt
Organism: Schistocerca americana (American grasshopper)
Lineage: Eukaryota; Metazoa; Arthropoda; Insecta; Orthoptera; Acrididae
Gene: Arfip
Product: arfaptin-2
Exons: 7
Coding region: 278-1300 (340 amino acids)
Biological process (GO): regulation of Arp2/3 complex-mediated actin nucleation; intracellular protein transport
Cellular component (GO): trans-Golgi network membrane
Molecular function (GO): protein domain specific binding; phospholipid binding
Source: RefSeq, a predicted model, not a curated record
AUUGGUUGGUAGAGGGGCUAAGCGUUUGUAAGCAGUUUGUUUUGUAGCUCAUUUUGAAUUGCAGAAACUUAUUUAAAAUUGCUGAGUUCGGUUUUUGGUGUGUGAUUUUUUAAUAUACUUGACUCAAAUAUUAUAGUAACUAACCGGAGAGAAUGACGUAUAGGUUAAACUACGUACGAAACGGGCUGGAAUUAUGUGCCAUUUUUUACUAAUGACAUUAAGAGUUCUUUGUAAAUUUCUUCAUAACGUUCAUUGAAGAAAAUAAGACUCCGUUGAAAUGUCACAGGCUGUUAUGCCUACAAAUCAGAUGCGUGAGAGCCCACCAAUGGAGCGGAAUAUACAUGAAAUGCUGAAGGAUACGCCGGUGAUGAAUGAUAGCAAUACAGCUGUACACUCAGGAACAGCUCCCCCGACACCGCAGCGUAUGGGCUUUAUCCAACACCCGACAUCAUUACCUCUAAGUCAGACUGCAGCCCCAGCAUCAAUGACAUCACCAUCUAUGAAUUCAACGCAGAAUGGCGAUCCUCAAAUCAUAAAAGCCCAACAAUCAAAAAUUGAAAGUAUAAAGAACUGGAGUAUUUCAACAUACAAAUGUACAAAGCAACUUAUGUUUGAAAAAUUGGGAAAAACUUCAAGAACUGUGGAUAAAGAAUUGGAGGCUCAGAUUGAACAGCUGCGAGACACUCAACGGAAGUAUUCAAACAUCUUGAGACUGUCUCGAGCCCUUGCCAGUCAUUUCUAUCAUGUUGUACAAACUCAGCAUGCACUUGGUGAGGCAUUCUCAGACUUAGCACAGAAGUCACCAGAGCUACAGGAAGAGUUUCUGUACAAUGCAGAAACACAGCGUAGCCUUACCAAGAAUGGAGAAACCCUACUUGGGGCUCUGAACUUUUUUGUUUCAUCAGUGAACACCUUGUGCAAUAAGACUAUUGAAGAUACCCUUCUGACUAUUAGACAGUAUGAAACAGCCAGAAUAGAAUAUGAUGCAUACAGGACUGAUUUGGAGUUGUUGGCUCAAGCUCCAAGAACAGAUGCAAAUACAGCAAGAUUGGAAGAGGCGCAACAUAAUUAUGAACUUCACAAAGCACAUUUUGAAAAGUUAGGCUCAGAUGUAUCUGUAAAACUGAAAUUUUUGGAUGAGAAUAGAAUCAAAGUAAUGCACAAACAGCUUUUGCUGUUCCAUAAUGCGGUAUCAGCAUACUUCUCAGGAAAUCAACAGGCACUUGAAGCUACAUUAAAACAGUUUAACAUCAAGGUUAAAUCUCCUAAUUCUUCUUAUCCAUCAUGGUUGGAGCAAUAGUAGCAGGAGAUAAGUAGGACUUGAGUCGUGCCCAUUCCAGAUGGUUUGCAGUUAUUGUAAAGUAGCUGUGUAAUUUCACUUAAUGUCAACAUGACAAUGCUGCAACAAUUCCUGCAUCACCUUGUUUAUUAAUCUGUGUGUGCAUCAUAUGUGAUAAAUGUAAAUUAAGUGCUUUAAAAACUUUUGUUGCCAUUUACUAUACAUCAGGGCCAGAAUUCUGCAUUAGUUAACUGCGAACAUUAAUUAUGUAUACUAAAACCCUUGUUCAUCAGUCAUGCAGUAUCAUUUUUUCAGUGAGUUCCUGUUUCAUGGUUUUGUAUGAUUUUGAGACUACGGAUAACUGGUGAACAGUACAUAUAUUUCAUGUAUGAGAUAUAGUGCAUAUCAUUAAUAAAUGACUUCUUUACAACAUUGUUUGCCAGUUAGCCCACUUGGAUAAAAAUUUAAAACUUAUAAGAAAUAAAAAUGAAAAAAAAGGGUUUAUAUUUUCUAAUUUAAAGAAAAUACAGUUAUGUUGUUGCUGCAGUUCAGCAUGCUUAAUAUCUGUGUAAUGAUCAGGUUUUGUCGAAUACGUAUAUGGUCAGCAUUUAGCUAUGUUGUGCAGUGUAACAACUGACAGCUAUUAGACUAUAGAUGUUUCAUGUAUUGAAAAAUAAAUGACAUGAACACCUUCAUUUUCUGUUCAGAUGUGUAGGAUUAACAGUGUGUUUUUAUGAGUAAAACUGUUACUGCUACAUGUUAUAACAGGACAAAUUUGAUAUUCUUAAAGCACGUCAUGUGUUAAUGUGAUCCAUGUGUAGUGUGAUGCUGAAAGAAAAAGUCAUGUAGUAUCUGUACUAUGGAAAAUUGCCAUAGAUUUCUUUCUUUCUUUUCUUUCUUUUUUUUCCCUUUUUGUACACAGUACAAACUUUCAAAGCUGAUAUUGUGAAUGCCACUGGAUUUAUAUUGGUUUUAGUGCACUGUGACUUCAAGACAGUGCAUUCAAAUAUAAACCUAGUAUUGCUAAAAAGAGUAGGUAUCAGUUUCCAGUUUGUAAUGACAACACUGCUGAUAAAAGGAGAAUAUUAGACCUCUUAGACAGUAUAAUUAAUGAAAGACAGAAUUUAGAAUUGAUUGUCACAUGCUUGUCACAUUACAACUACUGCGCUUUUUUGUCGUAGUUGGUGUGUUCACCUGUACUCUGUUAUAUGCUUGUAUGAAUGUCACAGUAAUGUGAUGACAUCUCAUUGAAAUGCACUAUUACACUCAUUGUAUACUUUUGCAAAAUGUAUUUUAGCCAGUUAUUUUCUUCUGUCUUUUCUGUACGGCUCUUUUGACAAAGUUUAGUCAGUUUUUUUAACGUAAUUUUUCUCUUUUGAACACUUGCAGUGUUGGCUUGGUUUAGCACUUUUUGUAUUUAUUACAAAUAAUUAGUUCUAAAUGGGGAUAAUUUUUGAAGUUCAGAAUAAUAUACCCUUUCAGGUAUUUUGUGCUCUGUGCAGUUACUUUCCAGAGAAAGUAAGUUUUAUUCAGUGGUAAUUUCAAAAUAACACUGUUUGUCUUUGUCAUUGUGACAUCCACCUCAUCCAAAAAGAUACAAUAAACAGUGCUUUGGUGUUAAUAGUUUGUUUUGAAGUUGUAUACUGGAGCUGAUGUUUUGAACAACGGUGUUUCCUCUAUGUGAAAGGCUUUAGUGUCUCCUCGUCAUGUGCAGUAUUUAAAUGCUGCCAAUGCUUUCAGUAAAUAGUAAAUGGAGAUUAGUGGUACCUUGUGCAAGUAUGACAAUAUCUGGUGGUGUAAUUGAGCAGGAGAAUAGUCAUCUAUGGGAGUGCUGAUUUUGUGUAGUACAGCACUUCUGUUGCUACCGUCCACAAUUAAAUUUGCUUUCCUGGAAUACUGCCAAGUAUUUUACUUCAUUUUAGAUGACCUGCAAGCAUAGCUCAUAUAUAAUGUGCCAUUAAUAGCUGACGUAAUGCGUUAGUGACAGUGGUUGACAACAAGAGACUUGUAACUCUUUUGUCUUUGUUUUCUAUACAGUAUUUGCUGAUAAGCAUUUUUUUCCCAUGUGAUUCAGUAUAUAAAGACUGAUACUAGAAAUAAACAUUUAAGUGGUGGUAGAAAAGGCAGUAUGUGCCGUGUUCUCUCUUCCUUCCCCUCUCUGGCAUAAGUAGUCCAUUAUGACCUAAGGAUGUGUUUCCUCCUUUCAUUUGUCAUAUUAUCUUUGCAUUCUCACAAGUGGCAAACAUUAAAGGCCUUGUUAUAAAUUUCAUUUGAUGCUUUAUAUGUGUUGCUGUCAUUGAUCAAACUGUGCACAUUUUGGCUUGUGUUGUCUGAAUAUCAUAUCUCAUACAAUAUUCAAAUCAUUAUGAAUUGAAUUGUCUCAAUUAAAAACAAAGAAACUUACUGUUUGGGCAGUUGACAUACUUUGUGAAAUUUGGAACUUGUGGGGAUAUGCAUAUACUUCAGAGCUAACUACAAGUUCCAAAUCUUAUUUAUGUGCCUGCUGUUGCCCAGAGUCCAAAGUAUACUCAUCUACUGUUUAUGUUGCACUCAGAAUUUUCCAGUAUCUUAUUAGUGUUUCAAAAGUCAUUAUGUAGAACUGCAUAGUAGCUAGACUUGACACUCCAUUAAGGUUUUUUUU